UGCUAAAUUUCUAGCAAGUCAAUUAAACAUUUUAUUUGGGCGUACAUUCAAACACGGUCCGGACCACCUCAGACUAUAAAAAGACUGUGAAAUUCUUUUUUGUUUUCUUUUUCAUAGACUUUCAACCAUCCAAAAUGUCGGCGUACGAUCACGUCAAGAAAGGAUCGUUGAAAUUUAAGGGAGGCGAGACAGCUUCCAUAAAAAAAAAAAAGAAGAAGUCUAAAUCAACCAAAGAAAAACUUGAACGGGCCUUGGGAUCGCCACAAGAUGAACGUUACCAGGAUGUGGAGAAGACAGAAGCCGAACGUAAAUUUGAAGAAAUUAAGCGUCAACGACAAAUGGAACGAGUAUCCAAAGCCGCAGCCAAAUCACAUAAAGAUCGUGUAUCUGAAUUUAACAACAAGUUGGAAAUGUUGAGUGAGCAUCAUGAUAUUCCUAAAGUCGGACCAGGCUAACAGCGGGUAUUUUCCCUCCCAAAUACCACAACUCUCUUUUUAAUAAAUUCCUUUUUUGCCACUUGCCCAAAAACAAAUUGAAAUUAUGUCAUGAUUUACGGCUUGACAAGAAAGCCCCGCCAAACAAACUCCAAAUAAGGCCUAUUUUCGUUGACUCCUUUUUUAUUUAUUCUUUUUUCUUUUUUUAUUUACAUUCAAUUAACUAAAUGAGCACAUUAACAAACACAGAACAGACACAACUUUCUAGAAAGACACCACCGUUACUACCAGGAACACUAAGGGUAAUGAAUUGUUCCAAAGAGUAAGGUCUUUCCAAUUAAACGCCCUUUCUUAUAUCUUCUGUUAUAGAUAACCAUCAAUAGCUGCUUUU
Mucor mucedo is the source of this 825-nucleotide messenger RNA. RefSeq lists its product as uncharacterized. The record is from RefSeq and is a predicted model, not a curated record. Lineage: Eukaryota; Fungi; Mucoromycota; Mucoromycetes; Mucorales; Mucoraceae. Gene Ontology annotation, cellular component: nucleolus. The transcript has 3 exons. Bases 135 to 455 code for a protein of 106 amino acids.